Lobosporangium transversale is the source of this 1304-nucleotide messenger RNA. Its product is annotated as cyclophilin-like domain-containing protein. Gene Ontology annotation, biological process: protein folding; protein peptidyl-prolyl isomerization. The transcript is spliced from 8 exons. Gene Ontology annotation, cellular component: intracellular membrane-bounded organelle. Bases 94 to 1227 code for a protein of 377 amino acids. Lineage: Eukaryota; Fungi; Mortierellomycota; Mortierellomycetes; Mortierellales; Mortierellaceae. The record is from RefSeq and is a predicted model, not a curated record. Gene Ontology annotation, molecular function: peptidyl-prolyl cis-trans isomerase activity.
AUUUGCUUCCAUUCUGUUAAUCUGCGGCAAUCAAUAGCCUCUUUCUAUUGUCCAUCGACACAUCGACUUCUCAAAUCAUCAGCACCAUCCACCAUGGUCAAUCCUCGUGUCUUUUUUGACAUCGACAUCGAUGGUCACCGGAUUGGAAGGAUCGUCAUGGAGUUGUUUGCGGAUGAGGUGCCACGUACUGCAGAGAAUUUCCGUGCACUUUGCACUGGUGAAAAAGGUGUAAGUAAAACUAGCAGCGUACCCCUACACUACCGAGGUUCUAUCUUUCAUCGUGUUAUCAAGGGCUUUAUGGUUCAAGGAGGAGACUUUAUCAGGAGGGAUGGAUCAGGAGGCGAGAGUAUUUAUGGUGGGCCAAUGCCAGAUGAAGGAGGCUUCAAGCGAAAGCAUGAUAUUGAAGGACUCUUAUCGAUGGCAAACAAAGGACCCAAUUCCUCCACCUCUCAAUUUUUCUUGACCACUCGACCAACUCCUCAUUUAGAUGGGAAGCAUGUUGUUUUCGGACGUGUUGUAAAAGGUUAUGACGUGGUCGAGAAAAUUGAAAACACGCCCACGGAUGAAAGAAACGAUAGACCGCUGAGCAUCGUCAUGAUCUCCAAUUGCGGCGAGCUUGAACUAAGGAUACCACCAAAGCUACUAGAACAGCAACGACAACAGCAGGUAGCGGCAGCAGCAGAGAAAACGCAAGGAAGUACUUCUAAAGAUGACAGAAGUCGUGGUAGCGACAACGACAGCGAUAGUGAUAGUGACAGCAAUAGCGACAGCGACAGUGAUAGUCAUUCUGUAUCUCGAAAACGCCGACAGAGACGCCGAAGCCGCCACAACCGCUCAAAGUCAAGGAGCAGCAGUGAGUCUAACUCCGAUAGACAUAGCUCUCGUCGAAGAGAUCGUUCUUCCAGACACAGGAGGAAGCAUGAGCGUUCGUCUCGAAGGACUCGCAGUCGUAGUGACAGCCGUAGUCCUAGUCGCAGCCGCAAUAGUCGUCACACCAGGCGUCGUUCCCGCUCUGGCUCUAGAUCGCCCCGCUUAAAAAACGAAGUGCGCAAGCAAGAAUCGAGGGCUGAACCUGAAAAUCGUCAAACCAAUAAUGCCAAUGACGAUGCUCGCUAUUCUGAACGUCGACAUGAGGCUGUGCGUCCACAUCCAAGAACACGCUCGCGCUCACCUGAAGUCAAGUAUAAAGGACGAGGAUUGAUGAAAUACCGCGAAAAAUAUCGGUAGACAUGUCAUCGAUUGAAACAGAUUAUUUGCCGCAGCCUCCUUGGAUCAUGUCAUAAUAAAUAUCUAUGACAGCGCAC